CAAUACACGGCCCGUUAGGGUUUCUCACCCUAGCACAUAAAUACUACUUCCCCUCCGGAUCCUCCCUAGUCGGCCGCCAUCUCCCCCUGUUAGGUUUUAGGAGACCUCCGCCGCCCCUCCGGCCUCGCGAGCUCGCCGAAAUGGUCGCCCACAGGUUCCAUCAGUACCAGGUGGUGGGUCGCGCGCUGCCGACCCCGACCGAUGAGCACCCCAAGAUCUACCGGAUGAAGCUCUGGGCCACCAACGAGGUUCGCGCCAAGUCAAAGUUCUGGUACUUCCUUAGGAAGCUCAAGAAGGUGAAGAAGAGCAAUGGCCAGAUGCUCGCUAUCAACGAGAUCUUUGAGCGCAACCCAACCACUAUCAAGAACUAUGGCAUCUGGCUGCGUUACCAGAGCAGGACCGGUUACCACAACAUGUACAAGGAGUACCGUGACACCACCCUGAACGGUGCCGUGGAGCAGAUGUACAACGAGAUGGCCUCCCGCCACCGUGUGAGGUCCCCCUGCAUCCAGAUCAUCAAGACGGCCACGGUGCACUUCAAGCUGUGCAAGAGGGACAACACCAAGCAGUUCCACAACUCUAAGAUCAAGUUCCCGCUCGUGUACCGCAAGGUGAGGCCACCCACAAGGAAGCUCAAGACCACCUUCAAGGCGUCCAGGCCCAACCUGUUCAUGUGAUAGUUGUCGUCAGAUUAUCGUACCUGUGUUCUGUGUCUUAGCGCCUGAGAGAUAAAAGAUUUUGCCUGUGCAAGUUUUGGUGCCCCGUGGAUUGAGCACUUUGAUGUUUCCAGUUACGGAUUUGAAUGAUGCUAUGCAAACCCUUGACUUUUGUCCAAUUAGUUAUCAGCAGACUGCUAUUUACUUGCCAUGUGUUGCUCGCUGGCAUUGUGGGU
This is a messenger RNA of Sorghum bicolor (sorghum), 892 nucleotides long. Its product is annotated as 60S ribosomal protein L18a. Gene Ontology annotation, cellular component: cytosolic large ribosomal subunit; ribosome. Gene Ontology annotation, molecular function: structural constituent of ribosome. The transcript is spliced from 4 exons. Lineage: Eukaryota; Viridiplantae; Streptophyta; Magnoliopsida; Poales; Poaceae. The coding region runs from base 141 to 677 and encodes 178 amino acids. Gene Ontology annotation, biological process: translation. The record is from RefSeq and is a predicted model, not a curated record.